Molecule: messenger RNA, 2362 nt
Organism: Xenia sp. Carnegie-2017
Lineage: Eukaryota; Metazoa; Cnidaria; Anthozoa; Malacalcyonacea; Xeniidae
Product: fibroblast growth factor receptor 3-like
Exons: 12
Coding region: 21-2276 (751 amino acids)
Biological process (GO): positive regulation of kinase activity; multicellular organism development; protein phosphorylation
Cellular component (GO): signaling receptor complex
Molecular function (GO): ATP binding; transmembrane receptor protein tyrosine kinase activity
Source: RefSeq, a predicted model, not a curated record
UACAUAAAUAGAGCAAAAAAAUGCCAAAUUCAUCGAGAUCUAGCUCGCUCUCUGAGUCUUCGAUUGAGACAAACGCAUCGAUUUCUUCAUCGGAAUUCAUGACGGCAAAUUCGGACGAAUCUAAUUCGGAAAUUUUGCCAUUUGCCGAUAAUAUUGAACCGCUUGCUUCGCCCGAUGAAAUUGCUGAGUACGAAGCUGCAGUCGCAGAAGAACGGCAGGUUGAGGACAUGCUGCAAGAUCGUUUUGAUGCCCGUGUUGAUGUUACUUCAUGGUGUGAAUGUGGCCAUUGUUCGUUGCAUCUUGUUGUCAACCAUCAAGAGUGCCGAUGCUGCAUGGGAAUAGAGCAAUGCCGUGGUAAAAUGUAUCAGUUCGAAGUCGAUGAAAGGAAAUGCAUUUUGGAUCAACCUGGCAUUAACGAAGUUUGCCUGAACGAAUUUGUUCUUCAAGCAGCUGAAAAAAACAGAGCGCUCAGAUUAAAAAAGGUCCAAUGGACAGAUGCUGGGGAGUACGUUUGUUAUGCUAAAAACGCAGCUGGAACGGUGAGCAGAAAGAUUACAGUAUCAAUUUUCGAUCCAGUGUUGAGCAAAACAAAAGGGGAUGUUGCACCUGUCUUUCGAGAUCCAUGGGAGAUUUGGAACAAUUUCUUUUUGCAUCAUACUGGAGAUAGCAUGAAAAUAACCUGUGAUGCUUACGGAAGGCCACCCCCCAAGAUAAAAUGGUAUAAAGAAGACCAACUUAUGAGAUACACGGCAGACGGUGACCCAUUGACAGAACAUACAAUGGUGUUAAAAUUUAAAGACUUAAAGAUGAAAGAUCAAGUAUUUUACAAGUGUUUCGAGAACAUAACUGUGUACGAAGGUGACAACGCGACCAACACUUGUAAGGCUAUGUGUGACUACCCUCCAUGGUUUGAAUGGUAUAUAUAUGUUGGCAAAGGUAAAAAUAAGCAACGGAAGCCUUUCACACCAGAUUUGGACUAUGACGAAUACACAUGGAUUGGCGAUACCUCUCGAUAUCUGGGUAUUAACUUCAGAAUUGAUAACGUGACUAAGGAAGACGAAAGAUAUUAUUACUGUGAGAUCGCACUUGAUGCAAAUGGGGAGAGUUAUACAGAAUCAAUAUUUUUCUAUCUGCAUGUUUUACCAAAGCCAGUGACCACGUUACCCAUAACAGAUAUUGUUACAACGCCUUCAACCUCGUCAAAAUUUCUGUCGUUGUUCAGCACCAGUGGUAGGCUACCGGAAAUGAAAGAAUCAGUGAACACCAAGGAAUCGAUCGAGAGAUCGUCUCCGAAAUCACUUACGCCACUGAUCAUUUUAGUAUGCAGUGUUUUUGCUGCAAUUUUCUUGGGAUCAGUGUUUUUGUAUUUCUUAAUAUGCAAGCGCAAAAAACACAAGAAACACAGGCAGGGCUUUGCGGCGUAUCGCGUACCAAUCAAUCCUCCGAAUGGCAGACAGAUGUUGAGUUCUGUCAUAUUAUAUGACGUACGAAAUACUAAUAAUUUACAUAAUAACUAUACUACAAGUUCUACAUCAUCGAUUUCGAAUCGCUCGACGAAUCCGCUGUUGAAGAGUUCGCGCCAUGUAAGACUAGACUCGAAUUUAUCGCACAUCAGUGAAAUGACGAUACAUCUUGAUCCAGAGUGGGAAAUUGAUCGAGAAAAUUUGAAUCUUUUGCACGCGAUAGGCGAAGGUGCUUUUGGUAAAGUGCUUAAAGCCGAGGCGUUUGAUGUGGUGAAACAGAACUCGGGAAAGACUAUCGUUGCCGUGAAGACGUUAAAAGAUGACGCUACCGAGAGGGAGUUGAUGGAUCUCAUCUCUGAAGCGGAAGUGAUGAAGUGUAUUGGUCGUCAUAAAAAUAUCAUAAACUUGAUUGGAUGUUGCACUCAAAAUGGACCGCCAUUGAUAGUCGUUGAAUUCGCAGUGUUCGGUAACUUACGACAAUAUCUUCGUGAAAGAAGACCUGACCGAAACGGAAACACCAUGCAGAUAGAAGGAGAAGAAAAGUUGUGUUUGAGGGAUUUCAUCUCCUUCAGUUAUCAAAUUGCUCGUGGAAUGGAAUACUUGUCAGGAAGAAAGUGUAUUCAUCGCGAUCUUGCUGCCAGAAAUAUAUUAGUUGGUGAAGAUAGAGUAAUGAAAAUUGCAGACUUUGGUUUAGCAAGGGAUAUUCACCAGAUUGACUACUAUCGCAAGACCACAGACGGUCGACUUCCAGUCAAGUGGAUGGCCUUGGAAGCAUUAUUUGAGCGCGUUUACACAACGCGAAGCGAUGUGUAAGUCCUGUUCCUAAAAACUGCUCAUAUCAAUACCUGAAAAUUUAUUUAUAUAAGAUAUAGUAUUUGCUUUGAUUGAUAAUUAUAAAA